AUGAGUAGAAUAGUCAUUAUAUGUUUAGUGUUGGGAUUCAUUGGCACCGUAUGGGCUAAACAAAAGUCUUGCUCUGAAAACUGGGACUCAUGUGGUGGUGUGGCUAAGAAACAGUGUUGUAACCAUAACUCUUACAUAACCCCGCAUAACCCCGCUGUCGAGCGAUUGCAAUGUGUAAACACUGAUUUCGACGCGGACGACCAGGGUCAUUUCCUAGCCUGGAAAGGGGUUUGUCAGCGCGUUUGCCAACCUCUGUUGUCGGGAUGUGUGCUGGAUAGCGAUACUGAGAGCCCCGAUAUGUAUCGGUGUUGCCCUGACUCGGGACUCGUUUGCCAGGAAACUACUGAAACCAAAGGCACCGUGGAGUUCGUUAUACAACAGUACUUACAGCACCGCCCAAAUUCCUUAACACAGCACCACUUCCUGACUCUUAAAUCUGUGUUCAAACAUAUUUAUCACAAAACACACGGUCUGUACAACUGA
Oppiella nova is the source of this 483-nucleotide messenger RNA. NCBI's taxonomy places the organism in Eukaryota, Metazoa, Arthropoda, Arachnida, Sarcoptiformes, Oppiidae. The record is from the annotation of a GenBank genome assembly.